AUGCGUCCUUCCGUGCUCAUCGUCCCUGGGGCUUGGCAGCUGCCCGUCGCCUUUGAUGCUCUGAAGGCGGAUUUGUCUACUACCUUCCCUGAGGUUUCCGUGGUUCCUCUGCCGACUGUCGGAGGGACUUCCACACCCCUUCCAAGUCUCGGUGACGACGUUGAAGCUGUUCGUACUGAGCUGGACCGUUUGGUUUCAAAGGGAUCAAAUGUUGUUGUCUACAGCCACUCGUACGGUGGUGUAGUAGCCAGCAACGCCGUCGAGGGUUAUGAUACCAAGACUAGAAGUGCAGCGGGCAAGACUGGUGGUGUUAUCAGCGUGGUUUUCGCCAGCGCUUUCAUGCUUCCCAAGGGUCAGAGCCUACUUGGUCUGCUUGGUGGCGAGCCGCUUCCGUGGAUGAUUGUCGAGGGUGACCGCGUCGUGGGUAACGCCACCAUGCUCCCCGAGGUCGGUUUCAACGACCUUUCAGCCCAAGAUGCUGCCUACUGGGCCACCAAAAUGACCUACACGGCUCUUGGUGCUUUCGUCAACGUUUCCUCUUUCGAGCCCUGGUCAAACGGUAUUGACUGCAGGUACAUUUUUGCCACCGAGGAUAACGCUCUGCCAUUUGCCACGCAACAAGGCAUGGCUUCUCAAAUCCCCAACUUGGUGAGCGCCACCGAGCCUAGCGGUCACUGUGCUCACCUCAUCGAGCUGCAGCUCGGUCAGAUCGAUCUGUUGCUAGCCAUGUACCCGGAAAGCACCACGAUUGACGUUGACAACCAUCACCGACUUGAGGUUGUACGUUCGUGCGUCGAUGGGAACUUGGCUAGCGACACCAAACUCCCCGCUACCCUAUCGCUAAUCCUAAGUCUGGACCUGGCCAAAGUCAACUCUGGCGCGCAACUCGACUUGGAAAUCUCUUUUCCCUUUACGCAAUCAGACGACUCAAUCGAACCCCCACCACCACGUGCCCGAAUCCUACAACCAACGUGGCUCAGCAAGGCCGACACGACAAACCUCAACACCAGCUUGACCCAAGACCUGCUGACAGAUCUCGACAAGGGCGCAAUCGAGACCCACGUGACCCAGAUGUUGGCGACGCUACUGACCGCCGACCCCAAACCCACCAAGACCUCAGAUCAGCCCAAAGAUCUCGUCCGCGUCUGGUUUUACUUCCCUUCGAUCAGUACUCGGUCCAAGCGUGACGAUCUUGUGGAGCACGCCCCACGCCAUGGUUUGACGGGUUUUUUGAUAUCCGGAAAGCCUGGAAUGCUAUGCGUCGAGGGAAUCCCAGAAGACAUCGACGCCUACAUGCGCUUCGUACGAACUGAAUCGUGGCGUGACAUACCUGCCGCCCACAAAAAGGUGAGCGAGCGGUUGAGGGAGGUUGGAGUGCACAGGGUAUUUGACGACAUGCGUGAGGUGGAUUGUGGAGAUAUGGGUGGGGAGAGGAGGGGCGAAAGGGCGAAUCGACUGGAUAUGAAAGCUUUGGAAAUUUGGCUUGUUGGGAAAGGGGUGGGGGAUGCGUUCGGAAAGGUGUUUAUGUGA
Messenger RNA from Pyricularia grisea, 1530 nucleotides. RefSeq lists its product as uncharacterized. The transcript is spliced from 3 exons. The coding region runs from base 1 to 1530 and encodes 509 amino acids. The record is from RefSeq and is a predicted model, not a curated record. NCBI's taxonomy places the organism in Eukaryota, Fungi, Ascomycota, Sordariomycetes, Magnaporthales, Pyriculariaceae.